Messenger RNA from Mesorhabditis spiculigera, 666 nucleotides. Lineage: Eukaryota; Metazoa; Nematoda; Chromadorea; Rhabditida; Rhabditidae. The record is from the annotation of a GenBank genome assembly.
AUGAGGACAAUUCUAUUCUUGUUUUUCGUUACGGCUGCUUAUGGCUACGUGUUCGACUGCCUGGACCAAUGCGAGUGUGAUACGGAAGACGAGGUGAUCCACUGCCACAACGGAAAGCGGACCAAAUUGGCCCUUCCCGAAGGUACUCGGCUUCGCGGUUUCCCGGUGAUCGGAGCCACCUACAACAAUAUACAGACGCUGCCCGAUGAGGAGACGCUCAUCAGCAAAUUCCCCGAUCUCAAGAUUGUGGACGUGGAACGGAACCCAGAAUUCGACUGCGACUCGGUGAACAACUACCAGAGGAUCAAAAUCAUCUCCGACUGCGACAAGAAUGUCUCGUCCGUCAAUGUCGUGCCGCGCAUUGAUCGGCCGACCAAGGACUGCGACAUCAAAUGCCAGGCCGAGCGCCACUACAAGAAACUUCACGAAUACGUCCUCCAGCUUUGGGAUGUUUUGAAGGAAAAGUACAACAACUUCGACAUCGACGCCACGUGGCGUGACAUCCGCGAGUUCUUCAAGAAGGUCGUCAUCCAGGUCCAGGGCCUUGGCUCACAGAUCAAGAACAAGUGGGAAAACGCCGGAAACGAGCAGCAAAGCCACCCGAGGAAUCUACAAAUUAAGGUCGGAGACCACGUCGAUCUGCCGACACAAGCGCCGAUCGACAUC